This is a messenger RNA of Misgurnus anguillicaudatus (oriental weatherfish), 5291 nucleotides long. RefSeq lists its product as uncharacterized. The record is from RefSeq and is a predicted model, not a curated record. Gene Ontology annotation, molecular function: protein binding; GTP binding. Lineage: Eukaryota; Metazoa; Chordata; Actinopteri; Cypriniformes; Cobitidae.
UGCAGGAUUUCUUCAACAACAAGAUGUCUGACUCUGAAACAAUUGAACUGGCAUGUCUUGGACGACCUUUUCAGCUGGGAAUGCUGUACGACUGCCGAAGAGACGUCCUCAUUCCAGGAAUAACUCUUUGGGAUGGAGAGAUGUUACAGAAGAAUAUUACUGUACGGCCACAGUCAAACACGGACUUCAAAAUCAUUGCCUCAGAUUCAAGUGAAGACAAAACAGAAGCUCUGAAGGUCUCUGCAUCUCUUGAAGCCAGCUUUCUGUCUGGAUUAGUCAGCGUGAAAGGGUCUGCUGAAUUUUUUAAUGACAAGAAGAAAUCCAGACACCAGUCUCGAGUGUCUUUACAGUAUCGAACAACCUCACGUUUUGAGCAGCUAACCAUGGAGCAUCUUGGAGCGGGAAACUUCAAGCACUGCAAUGUAUUUAAGGAGGGAUCUGCCACACAUGUUGUUACGGCUUUGUUGUAUGGAGCUCAAGCAUUCUUUAUUUUUGACCGUGAGGUUUCAUCCAAUGAGAAUUAUCAAGAAAUACAAGGUAACCUCCAUGCAACAAUCAAAAAUAUACCUUUAAUAUCAAUUGAGGGUGAGGCAUCUUUGAAAAUGAGUGAGUCAGAACAAGAGAAAACAAACAAGUUCAGCUGCACGUUUCAUGGAGAUUUUGCUCUAGAUAACAAUCCGGUUACCUAUUUAGAUGCAAUCAAGGUUUACUCAGAGCUUCCAAAACUGUUGGGGGAAAAAAAAGAAAAAGCUGUGCCCAUGACCGCGUGGCUUUAUCCUCUGAAGAAACUCGAUUCUGCAGCCGCUCAGUUAGUCAGAGAGAUAAGUGUUGGUCUAGUACGACGUGCUCAACGCAUUAUAGAUGAACUGGAUGAUUGGGACAUACAAUGUCAAGACCUGAUGAAGGAGAACAUUGCCAUUCAAUUCCCUGAAAUCAAGUCCAAGCUCAGAAAAUGUAAAGACCUCUGCUCAGAGUACAAACUUUUCUUUCAAAAACGUCUAUGCAAGGUUAUUCCAUCUAUAAGAGGUGGGGGAAAAGAAGAACAAGAUCUUGUGGAUGUUCUGAACAGCAAAGAAAGAUCUCCAUUUCAAAGUGCUCUGAUAGCAGAGUUUCUAAAUGACAGAGAGCGUGAGAUUAAUGUUGUCAGAUCUUAUCUAGAGAUUAUGAAUCAAGUCUCUGUCCUUUCAUCCACCAAUGACUUGGACAAGGUUGUCCUGACUGCAACCAAUACUUUUGUGAUAGUUUUUGUAUUCUCCUCCCUGAAUGAAAAGGAACCAUGCCUUACAGACAUGGAGAAUUACCUGAUGAAACAGUCAUGGAACAAUGGGGAUCCAUUAAGUUAUGAACCAGGUUCCACAAUGAAGGUUGAGAAAUGGUUUUCCUCAGGAGAUGUAACUACACUGACAAGGAAGAACAUACAGGCCUUCCUAGAUUUUAAACAAGCAAAUGACAAAAGAAGCAAUAUUAAAUUUGUCAUCGCAUCAAUCCCAGACAAGCUCAGCACCGCCUCCUCAAUUCAUGUUUAUGAAAGGGGAAGAAUCGUAAGCUCCCAGUAUGAGUUUCCUUCAAAACCUCCGAGACCGAUCAUCUUGAGUGUUGAGCACGAUCGCAUACAUCUGCAAAUUAAACCUCCUGAACGUGGUGCUGGUUGUGUGGACUCAUACUGUAUUUCAUACCAGUCAAAACAAAGCUCUGAAUGGACAGAGAUCUAUACUGAUGGGAUUUCUGACAAGGUCACAGUCAAGGACUUAGAACCACAUAAAGAAUAUCGGUUCAGCUGCAAGGCUGUGUGUCGUCCUGGGCAAAGUCUUCCCAGCGAUGCAACAUUAUUCUUUCAGACUUGUCCAUGUGGUCCUCCUGGAACACCCGCAGUAAAAAGAGUGGAAGCUGAAUCUGCGACUGUAGCCUGGGAUGUUCCUACAUCUGUUGGUGAAGACGUCCUGGUCAGUGAAUAUGUGUUAGAAUUCAGAGAAUUCAAGAAAAAUCAGGAAAAUGAAAUGCCAUGGAAGUCAGUGAAAUCUACAUACAGGGAAUGUACUCUUCAGCAACUGAAAGAAAACACAGAUUACACAAUUAAAGUUUUCGCAAACUGUGGUGGUGAUGGAAUGAGUCUUCCUAGCCCUGAAUCUGUGUUUUCUACCAGUUCUGAAUGUAAAGGGUCAGGCAAAGAUGGAAGCGAGUUAUUCAUGAAACAAUCUGUUCGCAUCCACAAAGGAAAUCCUUCAAUUUACACACUGACACUACACAAAAAAAUUAACGAGAACGUGAAUUUUAAUCAGUAUGUCUUUGGAAAAAAGGUGGAAGAUGUGAAAAACAAAGUCAUUCUUCUUUUGGGAUCGACAGGUUCAGGGAAAACCACGCUGAUCAAUGUCAUGACCAAUACCAUUCUAGGGGUAAACUGGGAAGAUGCGUAUCGCUUCAAACUGAUCCAUGAAGUGACCAAUCGCACACAGGCAGAAAGUCAGACAUCUGAGAUUUCAUCUUAUGAGCUGUACAAUCAGCCUGGCUUUCAAAUUCCCUAUUCUAUAACAAUCGUAGACACGCCGGGAUUUGGCGACACGAGAGGAAUUGCACAUGAUAAACAGAUAAUGGAGCAGAUGAAAAGCUUUCUUUGUAGCCCUUUGGGAAUCGAUCAUAUUGAUGCUGUCUGUUUUGUUGUCCAGGCCUCUCUUGCCCGUCUUAGUGCCAACCAAAAGUACAUAUUUGACUCCAUUUUGUCCGUUUUUGGCAAAGACAUAGCAGAGAAUAUAAUGAUACUGGUGACGUUCGCAGAUGGUAAAGACAUUCCGGUCCUGGAAGCCAUCAAAGCCGCUAAUCUGCCCUGUCAGAAAAAUAAAAAGGGACAACCCACUCACUUCAAGUUUAACAACUCGCCUGUGUUUGCAGACAAAAAAAUAGAAGAACGUACAGCGUCCGACAAUGAUUCAGAGGAAGAAGGUGAUGAUCAAAAAUUCAACAACAUUGUCUGGACAUCAACCUUCAAACAGAUGAGAAUGUUUUUCAAGGAACUGGGGGCCAUUGAAAGUAAAGAUCUGACUCUGACUAAACAGGUCCUGGAGGAACGAGAGCGUCUUGAGAAAGCAAUGGCAAGACUGACCCCUCAGAUAACUGCUGGCCUCUCUAAACUGAGUGAGAUCAAGAAAUUCAAGCAGUGCUUGAAAAAUGAAAGUGAGAACAUGGCACAAAGUGAGAAUUUCGAGCAAGAUGUUGAGGUGAUGCAUGCCAUCAGAACUCCUGUAAACUGUUUUACCAUGAACUGCAACACAUGCUUCUUCACAUGUCACUCCAGCUGCUUCCUUCCUCCAGAAGAUUCUGAGAGUACUUGUGCUGUGAUGGACAAAGAUGGCUACUGUGUUAUGUGUCCUAAAACCUGUCAUUACACAAAACAUAUACGGGAAAAAGUCAUGUGGUCGUAUGAAACAAAAAUAGAGAAAAAAACUAUAAAUGAGCUAAAGGACAACUUCAUGAAGGCAAAAGGGAAAUUUAUGGAUUCCAAGCAAAUGCUUGAUGCGCUUGAAGAUGAAUUCAAUGUAAUUGAAGACAAACUAAUGAAUCUGAUCAAACUGUCCUCUGACUGCUUAAGAAGACUGGAUGAAAUUGCGCUGAAGCCAAAAUCUCUCUCAACGGUGGAUUACCUUAAAAUCCUGAUCAAAACAGAGGAGGAGGAGAAAAAACCUGGCUUCGAGGACCGCAUCAUUGGACUUGAGAAAAUGAAAGAGGAAGCUCUUCUUAUGGAAAAGAUUGGAAGGGGAGAGAAGCUAUUUGAAAAAGAGCGCUGCAUUUUGAUGGAAAGAAAGAAGAGAAUGGAAACUGUUGCACGGAAAAUGCUAAAAAUAAAAAAUGUUGUUAGUGCUUUACAGUCAAAAAGCAACUAGGAAACACACAAGACGAAAGAAAACUCUGGCCAUGACGAUAAAAAAAUGCUCUAAUCAAAAUGAAGACAAGUUUAAAAAGAAUGUGUAAAUUAGUAAUUUAGUUUGUAAUUGAAUUUAGUCCAAUGUAGUUUCAAACAAUAAUGCUCUUAUUUUUGGAUCAAACAUUAAUACCGUGAAUAAGAGUUCUUUCUCAUCUGUAUCUUGAUACUAAAUUUAACAGCAUAUUUUUGUUAAUUCUGAUGUCAUAUGAAAAACAUUUUCAACUCUGACUAUCUUGUCUUUCCAUUUGGAGUUUUACACAUAGCUUACGUUCAAGCACUUAUUUUAAAUUUUCAAUAAUUUUUAAAGAGAUAUAGAUUCUUCUAAUUGUACAGUGGGAUUAAACAAAGACUUAUCUAUUUACUUUUUGGACAAACCUUUGCUUCAUUCAGUAGGCGGUAGUGGACAUUCAUUCAAUUUCAUAUUUGCACUGUCUGACAACAAAAACAAAAAAACACUUUUGUUGACACUAAUUCGGUUGUAUUAAAACUGUAUGUGAGCACAGAGAGUAGGAGAGAACCAAAACAGAUCUAAGGUGCUGACAAUACGACGCAAUGGAUUGUAUUUGAUAUUGUACACAGACACAUUUGAGUUCAACAAACUCAAACCAGCCAGAUGAAAUAAAGUCCCUGUUUAAAGAUUAAUAGAAAACAAUAACGUUUGACUGAUGACACUUUGAUCUUCAAAACAUUUGGGGCCCUAUUUUAACGAUUUUAAGUGCAAUUUCAUAGUCAACCACAACUGAAAUUAAUUUUAAUGGUCUAAUUAAACAAGGUCUGCAGAAGGAAAAAAACAAAAGGGACAAGAAGGAAAACUGGAGACGACGGAAACGAGGAAACUGUUCAAAUAAGAAAUAAAAAAGACUUCAUCAAGACUACAAUACUGAUGUAUAGGGUAGUAAGGCAACAAGAACAAACCAAUAGAACUUAAAUAAGGUUGAUAAAAUAAAGACUAUGAAAGCAACUGAUUAUUCUCUAGAAAUCAAAGUGAAAUUUGUAACAGACGAGAUUGAAGCUUUAGUAAUUUAAAGAUGAAAAGAAAAGGUGUGAUGAAUUUGAAACCAAAUAAGGAGAGGUAUUAGAAACCUCUCUGUAUAAUCAAGUGUGGGUUUUGUGUGGCUUGAGGGCUAUAAAAGUGAAGGCCAACGAGAAAUCUGGGCCGAACCUCGUGGUGAAGACUGCCCGCUGUUAUUUUUGAAUUGUUGUUUGUUGUGAAAAACUUUGUUCAUUAAACCGAAGCCAUAUGCUUAUGGUGAUUCGUAAACUUCUUUUAAAUAAGUCUCUGAGUGAGUUUAUUUAUUUAAAAUACAGUGUUUAACUCUUUUCCUGCCAUUGAUGAGUUAACUCAUCAAUAAACAGUAGACAUUUCCCUAAAAAA